CUUCCAAAAAGCUUGACAGGCACUAGCAUCCAUAUCGGGAAAAGGAAGUACAUAGCAUCUUUACGCUCAGCCACUCUCUCUCUUCAAUCCAAUCUCUUGAUGCAUUCGUAGGAUGAACGAUGAGACGGGAAAGGAUGAUAAUAGAGCAGCAUCAUCAUCGGCAGGUCCGAUGUUGUUCAAAAAGCGGAAUAAAGUACGAGGAACGUUGACAUCCACAUCUUCUAGUGCUGGUCAAAGUCGCAAGCCAAUUUCACAGGAUGAUAAGGAGGAAGAUGAUAUUAUUGGCUCUUCUGCGGGUCAAUCCGUUCUUAGGACUGCCGGUCUAAGAGGAAGGAGAGCGAAUCAGCCUAUGGGAACUUCAGCUGGAACAAGGAACAUUGGAAAGAGUCUAAAGCCUCAAUUAGGAGAGGAAGAGGAAGAUUCGAGUAACAUACCAUUCAUCACAACUAGAAAAAGUGAUUUCGCACAAUCCGUCACAUUGCCAAGCUCUUUAGCCCAGGCAUCCAUAGGAGAUGAUCAGCAGAUCGAUUCAGUCUAUAGUCCAGCCUCAUUAGCGGCUCUCAAAGCAGCUACACCCAACCGAAGGAAGAUUACUGACGAGGACAGUGGAGAAGAUGGACACCUUCAAGCUGCACAUGAAAUCAUGCACGAUUCAAAUGCGAAUGAAAGUAUGGUCAGACAAAAGUACAGUGCUGAUUUUGCACAUGAGGGUAUUCCAAGUGAAGCAGUGAUCAAUGCAGCAAAAGAGAAAAGACGCCGAGCCAUGGAAGCAACUUCCAAUUCAGAAGACUUUAUAUCUAUAAACGAGGAUGACGAUGGCCCUCAUCCAGAGUCUAGAAUUGUAAGGGAGGAGGAUGAAUUAGGAUCAGGUGAAGAGGAGUUUGCAGAAUUCACUGGGGCUACAGAGAGGAUUGCAUUGGACGAAGAAGGUAUCCAAAGAGAGAAAGCACUAGAGAGAGAAAGACGGAAAGAGGAAAUCGAGCAAGACAAUGACGAAGAGAUGAGUGAUGAUAGUGGAAAAGAAUGGGAAGAAGCACAAAUGCAAAGGGAGAUGGCAAACAUUUCAAGAAGAGAGCGUACGGGAGAUCGAGAAAGAUCACCUUUUCGACCUGCCCCAAUCCCACAAGCUUCAACAUUGCCCACGCUUACUUCAACAUCUGUUCGAUUACAGGAAAAGAUUGCAGGCCUACAGGAAGAGAUGAAGAACCAAGACGCUCUCCAAGACCAUACCAAUGCUCAGCUUGCUCAACUCAAAUCUGACGAAGAACGCAAUAAAGCUGAUACAGAGACGGCUGCUGAACGGGAAGCUUGGUUUCGUGAAUUUGAAGGUUUUAUCGUCAGUAUGGCUACAUUCUUGGAGGAAAAGGUGCCUAAAUUGGAGGAUGUUGAAACGGACUGGAUAGGACAUCUUGUCUUACGUACAAAGAUGAUUCAACAAGCAAGAGCAGAUGCAUUGACAGAUCAGAUAUCCUUGUUUUACGGCGUGCCUUCGAUUUCUCUUUUACCAAAGCAAGGCCAAGACAGUGAUGAAGACGCUCCUCGACCUCCGAUUGAAAAUGGGGAUGCAUUGAGUCAGAUUCGACAAGCUCGUCGUACAUAUGCGGAAACUGCUCUAGGCGAUGAAUUGUCUUCUGCCGAUCAAGCAGCAUUUCAGAUUGCACAACACAAUAUCAUUCGACGGGCAAAUGGUUUAUUGGAUGAUGUUCAAGCGGCAGAGUAUAGAGAGCCUGCAGCACGAACGAUGAAAGAAGAUGAAAAUGGUCAACAUUCCGUCCUUCAUCCUGCAUCUUUGGUAGCGCGAUUUCAUAGAUGGAGACGAACGUAUCCUCAAGAUUACUCCAAUGCGUGGGGUGGCUUAACUUUGGCUUCGAUUUGGGAUUUUUGGUUGAGGAAAAGUUUGUGCGGUUGGGAUAUGCUUAGACUGAAGGAUCAGCGCGAGAAUAGCUUUGAUCAAUUCAAGUGGUAUGCAGAACUUCUACAUUACUCACACAAAGCACAACAUCAAAUCUCGAAACACGAUCAAGAUGGAGAAAAGAUGGACGAGGAUGAAGAAGGCACGCCAGCAUUAGGCGGAGAUGAUGAGAAUAUUUCACAUGCGUUCACCAAUACAGUCAUCCCAGCGCUUGUUCGUGUGGUGGAAAAGGGUGCAUUCGAUCCAUGGAAUCGAAUUCACAACACAAGUGCGCUUGAAUUGAUGGAACAAAUGAGUUAUGUGAUGGAAAAAGAUAAUGUUCGAUUUCAAUCUUUGAUAACGUCUUUUUUACGUCAAUUUCAAAUCCAUAUAAACGCUUUAGUCAAUGCUUUGACUCUAGCUCCAGCAAUGCAAGCGCCUGCAAUGGCUCCUGAUGCACCAAAUGCGCUCUUUCAAUGCGUACAGUAUAUCUCAACUACCAUCACGCAAAACUUGAUCGGUUGGCAUCGAUUCGUUUUGGCUUCUCAGCGUCCUUUCCUACAAGAGUUGGCGAACGAAUUGAUCGGAAAGGUAAUCCUACCUCUGCUCGAUAUGGCCAAGCAUAUCGUGGACGGGAAAGAUAUGGUGCAACAAAUCGCACAAGAUCUACUUCGUAGAACUGCCCGACCUGCCCUUCUCAACGAUGAUGUUCGUGGCGAACUGGACAGAAUUCAAACUUUGUGAUACUUCCAUGUAUUUUAAUCAUACACUCAAUGUACAAUAUUCUUCACACACACUUCAGG
Messenger RNA from Meira miltonrushii, 2694 nucleotides. RefSeq lists its product as uncharacterized. Bases 113 to 2635 code for a protein of 840 amino acids. Gene Ontology annotation, molecular function: DNA binding. The record is from RefSeq and is a predicted model, not a curated record. The transcript has a single exon. Gene Ontology annotation, cellular component: nucleus; U2-type post-mRNA release spliceosomal complex. Gene Ontology annotation, biological process: mRNA splicing, via spliceosome; spliceosomal complex disassembly. Lineage: Eukaryota; Fungi; Basidiomycota; Exobasidiomycetes; Exobasidiales; Brachybasidiaceae.